Cyprinus carpio (common carp) is the source of this 1396-nucleotide messenger RNA. RefSeq names its product spindle and kinetochore-associated protein 2-like. Gene Ontology annotation, molecular function: microtubule binding. The record is from RefSeq and is a predicted model, not a curated record. Gene Ontology annotation, biological process: chromosome segregation; mitotic cell cycle; cell division. Gene Ontology annotation, cellular component: outer kinetochore; spindle microtubule. The transcript is spliced from 8 exons. NCBI's taxonomy places the organism in Eukaryota, Metazoa, Chordata, Actinopteri, Cypriniformes, Cyprinidae. The coding region runs from base 1 to 885 and encodes 294 amino acids.
AUGAACCUAAGACACAAAGACUUCAACCAGAUACAACAAAAGGACAAACUGCCGUACAUUCUGGGAGAAACCUCAACAAGCUCUUACCUGGCUGCAAGGCUUUUUGUUGACAUUAUUUACAUGAUUGGAUAUUUCAGCAUGCAAAUGGACCGCCCUGAAUGUUUCCAGAAAGCAGAAGCUGAUAUAGAAUAUGUGGAAAAGCGGCUGAAAUUUGACUUCGUGGCCAAUGCACGAGAAGCGGGCACGGUUGAGGGAAACCCUGUUCAGUUGCUGGAGAACCUGUCGGCGAUCAAAGCACGGCAUGCGGCCCUGUGCGCGCAGGUGGAGGAGAUUGCGGCAGAACAGAAACGAUCGAUGGAUUCAAUACGAGCUCACCUGGACACCACUGUGCAGCUGGUUCAACAGCUGCAGAACACAGCAGAUGUGCAGGUUCCGCCACUGACAAAAGAAGAACAAGAAGCCAGAGAUUUUCUCUGCUCAUCCAUUGCCACAUUAAAUGUAGAGGCCGUGCCUACAGAAGAACCUCUCAUCAGCAUCGGUGUCAGUAUCAAUAAUUAUUGUAAGUUGUUGUUUUUGUUUUUUUUUCACUCUCUUGCAGCACAGUUCGUGUGUGACGAGGUGUCUGAGGGGACAUUUGAGACUGUCCCGCGGAGUGUACGUGGUAAUGUGAAGCUGAAUGACCUCAACACGCUCUAUAAGCAGUUAUCCGAGUACUUCUCAGAUAAGGACAGGGCGCCAAUAAGCACUCAGAGGAUGAAGAAGCUGAACAUGAAAGUCAGUGAUUCUGCAUUGAAGACCUUACAGCAUCUUAAAAUCGUUGAGCUGGAUAAAAAAGGACUUGUGUCAUUGCUGGCAAAAGACAGGGAAAAAACAGGGACAAAAUAGACACCCAAACCUCACCAAAACAUGUAAAUCAUCCAGUUCCUUCCACCUCUGUGCUGAAGUAUAUCCCUUCCUGCACUUUGAUUGGAUCAACAGUUUAGAACAGGAAUAAUGGCGACUUGAAAACACUUCACUAACAUUGCAUCUAUAAAGUUAAAGUAUAUCCAUUAAUCAGAAUUGCAUAUGUUUAAAAGAAAAUAAUUUUAUCAGACUUUUAAGCACUGAACUUAUUUUUGGCUGUUUUUUUUUUUUGUCCUAUUUCCUAUGCAUAAUGUUAUGCAGCCAUUAUUAAAUUAUAUCAUGACCUGUUGUGGCAUCACUAGGUUUUUAUAAGAAAGAUACUGUUCGGCAUAAGAGUUUAUAUUUUUUGUAAAGUGAAACAGGUGUUUGUGAAAUUUCAGAUCUCAGUGAAGCAGGGGAGACUGUAUUUGAAUGGUAAGAUUCAGUGUAUUCACUUUUUUUAGGUUACUGUUAUAAAUAUUUUGAGUAUGCAAUAAAAUGUCUUUUUUUUAUA